UAAUCCUUCAAACAAGUCUACAAUGCAGCAUAUUAAAUCUGAAGAUUCAGCUGCAAAAGGGAAUUGGAGUAAUAAUUGCAAGUCAGACAGUCUUGAUAAUCUAGAUUUAUUAUUAAGUGGUAUUGAAAUUAAGGAAGAACCUUUUUCUCCUAAAGAACAAUAUCGUGAUGCAUGUAGAGUAAGCCAGGUUGUUCAUGACAUUCCAGCUAACUUCCAACAGCCAUUAAAUAACAAAGUAAUCAAACAAGAUGCACCUUCUAAGACCUUGAAUAAUAUGAAAACAACUACACAGAUAGUUUCUGAGAAGGUAAAAAUUAGUUAUUCUGAUUUGAAGAAGGAAAAGGAAACACCUAACCUAUGCCCUGCCACUACCCUGGAGAAAUGUAGAACCCAAACAUUAGCCACAGUGAAAACUUCACACUGGAGUUCCAAGGACAUAGAGCCCCUAAGAAUAACCUUCGACAUAGGACCUCUUAUAUCCACCUCCAAAUUCGGAAUGCUUGGUCAGUUUUAGAAAAUCUUUAUAGGUGUAAUUUGUUGCAAUUUUUGUAUAACUUUAAUUUUAAAUUAUAAAAAUCCACUUAAUUGUUUGCUAUCAAAUAAAAAUAUAUGGUUCAUAAGAAUUGAACUAACUAAAUAAAUUAAUGUCAAAGGGAAGCAUCCAUCCUAUCCCUGUGGUGCUACAGCCCAUGUAGAACUUUGGCCUGCCUCACCACUUCCUUCCACUCCGACUUAACUAAUGCUUUUCUUUUCCAUGCUUUGAUUCCCAGCUGCUGUAGAUCUUUUUACACAUCAUCCAUCCAUCCAUCCAUCUAAGCCUAGGUUUGCCUUUGAGUCAUUUUCCUUGGGUGGGGGGGGGUUUGGUGGUGCACCCUCUUCACUCCUCUGCCAUUUGGAUUCUUUCUAAGCGUCCCUCCCAGCAUAGCCUGCCCUUUUUUAUUUCUGCUACUAGUGUGGGAUCUUGAUAUAGAAUAUUCAAAUCUUAGUUGGUUCAUAUUCUCCAUCCAUGUUCAUCCUUUGUUGGUCCAUAUAAUUUCUUGAGAACUUUUCUCUCCCAUGUGUUUAAUAGGUUUUCUGCUGUUUUUGUUAGGGUCCACAUUUCACUUGUAUAUGUUACAACUGGCCUGAUUUACAGUCUUAUAAAUAGUUUUUGAUGUUUUUCUUGUAAUGUUUUUACUUUUUACGCAAGAAAAAGUAAAGGGAAUGCAGUUAUCCACCAAUUUUUUGCUUCAGUUUUGAUCAAACUAUUUAAUUAAUAAAAGCUAAAAAGAAGUGUGUAGGCCCUAUUUUUUUCUCAUAGGUUAUUUUUUUACCAACAGAUUUAUGAAUCUAUCCACAAAGCUUGUAAUAUUAGCUUUUCAAAAAUGAUUUCUUUAAUCGCUUGAUUAAAUCAAUAGUAAUAUCAAUUAAAUAUCAAUAGUAAUAAUUUUUUGAUAAACAUUUUCCAAAAUUGUAUAAGUAAAGGGAAAAUAAUAACCUGAAAAAAUUGCGGGUGUGAAUUUGAAAGUAGAGGCCUACUGAAGAAAUCAGUGGUGAGAUUUUUAAAAAAUAUUCAUUGCAAUUAUUAUAUAUUUAACAAAAAAGGAUUUUAAUGGGCUUGACUGUUUGUAUUUUAUACAAAUUUAAUUUCAGCAAAGGGGAAGAAAAAUUUAUAUAUCAUAUUUAAACUUUACCAUGAGGAAAUUUACAUUUUCUGCAGAAAUCAGAGCACAGCUUGUAUCGAAAAUCUUUGGCAGCAAGUUGUUUGAUCACCCAACUGGACUAACUGUUACUGAAGAUGGACUGCUAAUUGUAGCAGACACUGGAAAUAAUGUUGUAAAAGUGUUGCAAGACAGUUCAAUACUUUUCACCAUUGGAGAGAAAGUAUAUUAUUUAGAGUUAAUUUAUAGUGAACAUUUCCUUUGAUGAUUUAUAGUAAUAAACAAAUAAUACAAAUUAUAACUAAUAAACAGAAGCCAAUUCUGUUUUGUGGUAUUCAAUGCUUCCUAAAAGCAUCUAUCAUGUGUAUGGAUUUAAUCCCUAGUGAUUAACAAAAUUUAAGGCUAAAGCAUUUUUAUGGCAUAUCAUUAACACUAUGACUGCAAAAAUAUCUUAAAUUAAAAAAACUAAAAUACCAUAAAUUAGAGCAGUGCAGUCCAACUUUUUGACACUAUGGGCCACCGAGAAAACAUGAUCAAGCUGUGGGUUGCACGAGAAAACUCAAAAGCAAUUAUUAAUUUUUCUUAAUAGUGAUGACUAAAAAAAUAUUAUGGAACAGAAAAAAUGUUAUUAAUGAUGUAUUUCUGAUUAAUGCUUUGUCAGUGCCAAUAGCCCUUCCUCAGUGACAUUUGAUUUGUAUCUUUAACCUUUUAAGUUGUGGCUGCUGCUCUCAUUAUUUAUUAUAAAAGUUUAUCAGUCAGAGUUUCAUUUUUUUCAUGUUAUGGAAAAGUGAUUUCCAAUCCACUAAUCCAAACGGCCAAAGCCCUUCAUAACAUUUUAGCACAUGUAGAAAUUGACCUGAAGAAACAUAGUGCAUUUAGAAUCCAAUUUGUUGCAUAUUCUUGUCUCGCUAUUAUGUUGCAUCUUGUUUAUUUCAAGCCCCAUUGCACUUUCAUCUACCCUCAACAACAGCCCCAAUGAGGCUACAAUGGAAAUAUUAAAUGUGAAUAACAGCAAAACUGUUAGACUGUGAAUUUCAAAACAAUCUCAGAAUAUACCGUAUUUAUUGGCGUAUAACACGCACCUUUUCUCCCCAAAAAUAGGGGGCAAAUCAUGUGUGCGUGUUAUACGCCAAUAUAAUGUUUCAUAUUUUUACCUGAAAUUUUCUUCUUAAAUUGAGGUGCGUGUUAUACGCCAAUAAAUACAGUAAUUUAAACAUUAGUUUUUUCUGACCUGCGGCUAAAUGUUCACGUUCCUGUACAUCAUUUAAAGUUUUAAAUUUAAUUUGUUUUUGGUGGUCUAUGAUAUUAAGAAAGCAAACACUGGAAUUUCCCUAUAAUUUGGCACCUUUUCCUAGAAUUUUACCCUGAGAAAGAUUCUCAAUUCUAUGAUGAGAUCCCAGAAUAUUUCCACUACCUUCCCAUGACUCCACCAAUAAACAUAAGAAACUGAUUUUACUUUGAACGUGUUGAAUCUGAAGAUUGCCUAACAUUAAUUUCUCAGUAUUCCUAGACAAAUCAUCACAUCAAUUAGCUGUUGUGGUCCAAUCCUUAAUGCUAGUUUUUUUCUCAUGUGAAAUUUCAAAAUUACUGUUUUUGUAUGUCUUUAGUAGAGACUAGUUAUUUUGUUUUUUAAAUAUUACAGAAUAUUUGCUUCCUAACAAGUUUUUAUUUUUUAAAUUUGUAUAAAUUCUUCCAGCUUUGUUGAGUUAUUUACUUAAAAAUCUUUCCCCAUGUAGCUCAUUAGCUGCAAGCUGAACAGUACUGAACUAUUUAAAAUCAUUCCCCACAUCUUGUGUUGCACAAAUCAUCUUUAACCCCCCCCCCCCCCCCCGAACAGCAUUGGUCAUUGUGCUCUUCUAAUACAUGAAAUUUUUUGAUUCAUGAAAUUGAACCGUUAUUAUUUGUGACAUUUUAUGUCAGGCCACUUUGUAUAGCUUUCUUAUGCACAACUAAUUUUAAUCUUGGCUUUUAAGGAUGGAGUGAUAUUUGCUCGUCCUUCAGCUGUUGUUGUUGACAAUCAAGGGCACAUAUACGUUAAGGAUGAUUACUGUAUUCAAGUUUUUGAUAUCAGAGGCAGACUUCUUCAUUGCAUUGGAAGGAACACUUUCCUUCAUCCAUAUGGUAAUUUGCAAACAUUGAAUUUAAAAGUAAGAGAACACAUAAUCUAUAACUUUUUAAAAAGUUCUUAAUGUUUACAUGUUACCUCUCUUUCUUGAUAUAAUAAGUGUGUUUUUGACAUGAGUUUGUUACUCUUAACUUGGUAAAUGGAACAUUUAUCUGUUGAAUCUCAAUAUGAUUUACAGGUCUUGCAUUGAUCAAAGAAGGGAAAAAUCCAACUUUGGUAGUGAUUGAUGCCGGAAGGGGAGGCUCCAUUGUCCAUCAUUACUUGAUUAAAGAGAACAAACUGAUAACAUACCCUUACAAGCCUCUCCUUAGAUUCGGCAGCAAGACCAGCAAAGUUCGUUUCAUGGCCAUUAGUGGAGACAUUAUGUUGGCCAGUGAUCUUGGUAAAUUUAUGAUGUCAAUAUUAAAUACUUGCAUACAAUUACUUAUUAUACUAUAUAUAACAUCAAGCACAUACACUCAAUGAUGCAUGGUGUGGAGGAAUUAUGAGGGGAUAUGUAUAAAAAGAAACCCCCUAUACAGACUGUACUAAAGCAUAUGUCACACAGGUUAAGAGUUACUUGAACAUGGCAGCUUACUUAUCCAAUAUAAAUUUAAUAUAUAUCCUGGAUGACCAAAGUACAUAUAAUUUUGAUAAAAUAAUUAUUUAAUGGGAAUUCAAUCCUCUGAAAAGUGCUGUGAAUGUUUACACUUAAAUUUAUGUGAGCAUAGGUGUACUUUUUUAAGUGUCUCUUUAGUUAAAUAAAAGAUACUCAAGGACUAGUUACAUGCAUCAAACACCUGUAAGUAAAAGUGUAACAAAAAUAAUUUCUUCUUUGAUUAACUAUCCAAAUAUAGUAAAAUGUAUUUGAGUUUUAAUUUUUUAACGUUCAGUUGAAGUAAGAAACUAAAACAAAUAUUUCAUUCAUAAAACUUUAUGAUAUUCCUUGCCAUCAACAGAAUUUACCUCUCUAAAAUAAUAUAGUUAUUUAUUGCAACAGAGUAUAAGACAUUGUUAAGAUUGUUUGCGACGGCUCUUAUCCAAAAUUUUCCAGUGCUCACUAUUUAACCCUAAGGCCCCUUCAUUUCCAUUUUUGGGCAAACCUACCAGUUUUCAAACUGGCAGCCUCAGAAAUUAUUUAUUUUAUCCCUUAAAUCUUCAGGUGCCAGUCAGAUGUACUUGUCUCGUACUAAUGGAGAAUGUUUGACAACAUUCAGCAAUUAUGGUACCCGUCCGGGAGAAAUCCAUGAACCUUCAGGAAUAGCUGUAGAUGCUGCUGGAAAUUGGAUUGUUGGAGACAGUAAAAACAACAGAAUUCAGGUUUGUAUUUAGAAAUAUGGGGGUUUAAAAAAAAAAAGCAAUAUUUUAAGGGUAUUUUAAACAAAUUAAAUACACACUGAUGACUGAAUUUAUGUUUUUAUUUUUGAGGUGUUACAUCAGGGGUCAGUAAACCGGGUAAAUGACCGCACAUUUGGGUAACAAUGAAAUUUAUUGUGGGUAAAGAAAGCUUAAUAGACAAUGUAAAUAUUUUUAAAAAUAAAAAGCUCCUUUUUUAUGAAUAUCAAAAGCAUACAUGCAUGUCUUGCCUUGAAUAAAUAAUUUUGGCCUGGUUGCCGAUUUUAUAUGUUUUGGUUAAAAAUUUCAAAGCUUUUAUUAAUUUAAUUGUAUUUUUUUAUACUAUCGUUAUAUAGUCAAUAAUUCUCUACCUUGCAAAUCGAGGGAUAACAUCUGCAUGAGCCAAUAUAAAUUUCAUGGUAAAGCUAAUGUUAAUAAGGGGAAGAGACUAAUCAGGUUAGCAAAAAAGGAAAUGAGUAAAACAAAGAAUGGGAAAACCUUGAAAAACGAAUGCAAAAAAUGUUUUGUUUCCUCCUUUUUUCAGGUUUUCCCUUUCUUAGUUUUACUCUAGAGCGCGCCCGCCCGCCCCCCGCACCACUCUGCUACAUGAAUGAUUCUUAUUUUAGAGACAUGUUUCAUUUACUCUUUUACCUUAGCAAAGAUAGUUUUAAAUUUUGCCUUUAUUAGGGUAUGAAUUCAUUGAAAUGUAUAUGAAGGUAAACAAGUCAUAGCAUUGGGAAUUUAAAGAUAGAAUGAAACCUGCUAAUUUUGAAAAAAAUGAUUAACACAAGGAAAUUAUAAGGACCAACAUUGUCAACAGGAAUGUUUUAAAUAUUAAAAAAACUCAACUUAUUUUUAUUUUAUUUUUUAAAUACACUAUUUUGAAUUGUUUUUAAUUGAUUAUUUAACAGUAGAAAGUUGCUGGUUAUUAAAAUAAAUCCAAUUAUUGAUUCAUUGAAACUGGUCUUUAUUGGUGAGCUAGCUCAACAACGCUUAGAACAUAAGUACUUACAUGUGUGGAAAGAUUAAGAGGUAUUUUUUUUAAUGAAUAACCUUAUAAUCCGGAAUCAAAGUUUUAUAAAAUAUUUUAUAUAUAAUUAGAUUAAAUUACAUGUGCUAGGUCGAAAACUAAGUAGCAUGUUUAAACAUCCCCAAUAUACCGACCAUCACAGCCCUCAAAACUGCACUUAAAACCCAUCUUUUUAAACUCUACUAUCCUGACCGAUUCCCACCUCUGACUGAAAAACGAUGCUACUGGGUGUCGUCAACGGCUUGACAUGUAAAUAGUUUUAAAUAUACAUUUGUUUUGUUUCAAUUAAUUAAUCUAUGUCUAUUAAUUUUUAAAGUUUUUUUUUUUCGUUUUUUUGUUGUUGUUAUGUUUGUUAAAUUGAAUGUACAGCGUGGUGAGCCCAGCCUAUGUUGGGGUACCACGCAUAUAAAACCACUUAUAAUAAUAAUAAUAAACAAUAACAUAUCUCUUUCCCCUUCUUAAUUUAUAUUCUUAUUGCUGUUUGUUGAUGUAUCCCUGGAUAUUCUGGUCCAUUAUUAUUGUGGACUUUAUUUUUCACAGUGUCAAUAUUUAUAUUCUCUCGCUUCCUGUUUUCCCACUUCCCGAGACACGAAUGAAUACUGCUUGAGUUGUCUACUGUGCUCUUUUCUUUGUUAUAUUUUAUUUCUAUUGUUGGCUGAGGAAGGCUUUAUGCCGAAACGUCCUUGUUUUUUGUCCUGUUACCUUAUUUCAAGCUUCCACAUACCUCGUUUCACUAUUUCAUUCAUUUACAUAGCUUGAAAGCAGUCCCUUCAUUUAUUUAAUUUAUAUUCACAGGUGUUUACUUUAGAUGGUUCAUUUAUUGGCUCAGUGAGGCUCUCACAUCCUAUCCGACGACCAUCAGGUCUUCACUUAACCUCAGACGGCCAUUUGUAUGUGAUAAACUAUCUAGACAAUGAAAUCGCAGUGUUUAAAUUACUUAAAUAAGUGUUACAAUAUGUGCUGUUGCUCUUCUUCAUUGGCGUCACAAAUGAGACAUUCUUACAAAUUUUCUGAUUAUGUUUAAAAUAGUUGUGAAUGUUUACUUUUGGAUUUAUACUAUUCUUCUAAAAAGAG
Lymnaea stagnalis (great pond snail) is the source of this 7183-nucleotide messenger RNA. The record is from the annotation of a GenBank genome assembly. NCBI's taxonomy places the organism in Eukaryota, Metazoa, Mollusca, Gastropoda, Lymnaeidae.